AUGUCGACGCCCAGCAUUUUAUCUUCUCCAAAGGUAGCCCGAUUUCCGUUUCCAUCAAGCGAGGAACUCCAAGAUCUCCCGUCUACAUUACAUCAGCCCAAAGGCUUCCCCGGUAGCGGCCUCAGCAAGGAGAACUACAAUGCCGACGCCUACACCGAGCCAAUAUUGGAGAAGGGCCCGUCUCCGCCCAGCGAAUUACGGCAGAACCUGUUCAUGAUCUUCAUCACCGUGACCCAAUUAGUUCAAAUGAUUCCUCUGGGCGUCGGUAUCAACUCAGGUCUUGCUAUUGGUGAGGCUCUGGGCGCACCGCAUAUCAGCUCAGUAUGGAUUGUCGCAUCGUAUCCUUUGACUCAAGGAACCUUCGUGCUCAUUGGUGGUCGCCUUGGUGCUGUCUAUGGUCACAAAGUCAUGUUCACCGUUGGCUGCAUAUGGUGGGUGGUAUGGGCUUUAUGCGGCGGAUUCGCCAACAACUUGGUCUCCAUCUGCAUCAUGCGAGGACUCUGCGGUAUUGGUGGAGGCUUGAUGGUUCCCAAUAUCGUGGCACUGCUGGGCAUCAAUUUCCCGCCAGGGAAGAAGCGGAACCUUGGCAUGGGGCUGUUCGGAGCAAUGGCGCCUGUCGGUGCCGUCGGCGGUUCACUCGUUGGUGCUGUUAUAAUCCAGCUAUCGGAAUGGAAAUGGGUGUUCUUAUGGCUCGGAUUGAUGGGUUUCUUGGUCUAUGGAGCCGCAAUCGUCAUUGUGGAACAAGACGAAGCAGUCGAUCCAAACGGGUCGAUUGAUUGGGUCGGCGCCUACUUGGGUGUCGCUGCCCUUAUCCUCUUCAAUUUUGUCUGGAACCAAGCGCCGCUUGUUGGGUGGAGCAAUCCGUACGAGAUCGUCCUCCUGAUAGUGUCCGCCCUUCAUUUCGCAGGUUUCUCCUAUUGGGAGGCCAAAGUCGCCAAGGAGCCCAUAUUACCCUUCAAUAUCUGGAAAUCACCCUCGUUCGGUACUUUAAUGCUCGUCACCCUCUUUUCGUUCAUGAGCCUUGGUAUCUUCUUCUGGUACAUGAACAUAUACAUGCAAACCAUCCGCGGCGACAGUCUCAUCAAAGUUGGUGUUCAGUACCUGCCCCUAACCAUCAUGGGCUGCGCAAACGCCUUCUUCGCCGCCUGGCUUGUACCUCGUGUACCAGCCCAAGUCAUUAUGGGUAUUGGCUGCUCGGCAAUGGUCAUCAUCAAUGUUCUGCUGGCCACCGUUCCAGCACACUUAACAUAUUGGGCGAUGUGCUUCCCAGCUAUGUUCAUAUCCGCCUAUACAAUCGACCUAAUCACCACCAGCGCCCAGAUUGUGGCAAGCAAUACAGUGCCAAUGGAGCAUCAAGGCGUCGCAGGGUCCUUAGUUGGCACGUUGCUGAGCUACGGUAUGAGCAUCGGUCUUGGCUUCGCUGGUACUGUAGAAGUCAACACGUUCAAAAACGGCACAGAUUUGUUAAGAGGCUAUCAUUCAGCUGCGUAUCUAGCAGUGGGCUUGGCUGGUACGGCUCUGGUUCUCACUGCCCUUUUUAUCCGUAUUCCGAAGGAUACGCGAGAAGGUUGGGGUGAGGACCAGGCGCCGGAGGAAAUAUGA
Molecule: messenger RNA, 1602 nt
Organism: Bacidia gigantensis
Lineage: Eukaryota; Fungi; Ascomycota; Lecanoromycetes; Lecanorales; Ramalinaceae
Exons: 4
Coding region: 1-1602 (533 amino acids)
Biological process (GO): transmembrane transport
Cellular component (GO): membrane
Molecular function (GO): transmembrane transporter activity
Source: RefSeq, a predicted model, not a curated record